This is a messenger RNA of Ylistrum balloti, 1473 nucleotides long. RefSeq names its product mucin-2-like. NCBI's taxonomy places the organism in Eukaryota, Metazoa, Mollusca, Bivalvia, Pectinida, Pectinidae. The coding region runs from base 1 to 1473 and encodes 490 amino acids. The transcript has a single exon. The record is from RefSeq and is a predicted model, not a curated record.
AUGUCACUGAAGGUCAAUGUAUCACUGAAGGUCAAUGUUUCACUGAAAGUCAAUGUUUCACUGAAGGUCAAUAUAUCACUGAAAGUCAAUGUUUCACUGAAGGUCAAUGUUUCACUGAAGGUCAAUUUAUCACUGAAGGUCAAUCUAUCAAUGAUGGCCAAUGUAUUAAUCAAAGUAAAUGUAUCAAUGUGUCAAUUUAUAAGAUGUUCAGAUGUUUUCUUAGGAAUCCUACUCACCGUCCACAACCAUCCCGACCGUCCACAGCCAUCCCGACCGUCCACAACCAUCCCGACCGUCCACAGCCAUCCCGACCGUCCACAGCCAUCACCACCGUCCACAACCAUCACCACCGUCCACAACCAUCCCAACCGUCCACAGCCAUCACCACCGUCCACAACCAUUACCACCGUCCACAACCAUCACCACCGUCCACAACCAUUACCACCGUCCACAACCAUCCCAACCGUCCACAACCAUCCCAACUGUCCACAACCAUCCCCACUGUUCUCAAUUAUCACCACCGUCCACAAUCACCCCACCUUCCACAAUCACCCCACCAUCCAUAACCAUCCCCACUGUUCACAACCAUCCCCACCGUCCACAACCAUCCCCAUUGUCCACAACCAUCCCCACCGUCCACAACCAUCCCCACUAUCAACAACCAUCCCCAUCGUUCAAUACCAUCCCCACCGUCCACAAUCAUCCAACCGUUCACACCCAUCUUCACUGUCCACAACCAUCCCCACCGUCCACAACCAUCCCCACCGUCCACAACCACUCCACCGUCCACAACCAUCCCCACCGUCCACAACCAUCCCCAUUGUCCACAACCAUCCCCACCAUCACCAACCAUUCCCACCGUCCACAACCAUUCCCACCGCCCAUUACCACCCCACCGUCCACUACCACUCCACCGUUCACAACAAUACCCACCGUCCACAACCAUUCCCACCGCCCAUUACCACCCCACCGUCCACUACCACUCCACCGUUCACAACAAUACCUACCGUCCACAACCAUCCCCACCGUCCACAACCAUCCCCACCGUCCACAACCACUCCACCGUCCACAACCAUCCCCACCGUCCACAACCAUCCCCAUUGUCCACAACCAUCCCCACCAUCACCAACCAUUCCCACCGUCCACAACCAUUCCCACCGCCCAUUACCACCCCACCGUCCACUACCACUCCACCGUUCACAACAAUACCCACCGUCCACAACCAUUCCCACCGCCCACUACCACCCCACCGUUCACAACAAUACCCACCGUCCACAACCAUCUCCACCGUUCACAACUACCCCCAUCGUCCACAACCAUUCCCACCGCCCACAAUCAUCCCCACCGUCCAUAACCACCCCCCCCCCCCCCGUUCACAACAAUACCCACCGUGCACAACCAUCCACACCAUCCACAACCAUCCCCACCGUUCUGAGAUUCAACUGUUACAAUCUUAGACCCCAAGCAUUUUAG